AUGAAAUCAUCAAAUCUCCUCGCCGCGUUGCUCAUCUCGGUGGCAGCAGCAUCACCAAUGGUUCCACGCCGAGCCGUGAUGCUCACUCCGCCUGUCGAAAUUGAUCGUCGUGAUGGGACUACCGAGUUCGAUCCUGACCUAGCGUUCAGAAAGGAAAAGCGCGAUGGGACAACGGAGUUUGACCCAGACCUUGCCUUCAAGAAGAAUCGCCGUGAUGGGACUACCGAAUUUGACCCGGACCUUGCCUUCAAGAGAAGCAAAAAGCGUGAUGGUACUACAGAGUUUGAUCCAGACUUGGCAUUUUAG
Podospora anserina S mat+ is the source of this 306-nucleotide messenger RNA. RefSeq lists its product as uncharacterized. Bases 1 to 306 code for a protein of 101 amino acids. The transcript is spliced from 2 exons. Lineage: Eukaryota; Fungi; Ascomycota; Sordariomycetes; Sordariales; Podosporaceae. The record is from RefSeq and is a predicted model, not a curated record.